Heteronotia binoei (common prickly gecko) is the source of this 1022-nucleotide messenger RNA. It is a transcript of the gene ACYP1, whose product is annotated as acylphosphatase 1. Gene Ontology annotation, molecular function: acylphosphatase activity. The transcript has 2 exons. Bases 119 to 574 code for a protein of 151 amino acids. NCBI's taxonomy places the organism in Eukaryota, Metazoa, Chordata, Lepidosauria, Squamata, Gekkonidae. The record is from RefSeq and is a predicted model, not a curated record.
GGGCGGGGUCUAAAGGAUUGUCCCACCUACACUUAUUUCCUCCUCCCCCCGCUUUGCCCUUCAACCUUUCCCACCUUCUCCAUGCCUGGCCUUAUAGGGGGAGGCAGUCCAGAGCCUUAUGUCGCCUUGGGGCUACUCAGCUGGCGUCUUUAUGCCGCAAUCGGUGGAGAGUGGUCGCGGGCAUUCCCUGUUCCUGCACUGGAAAUGGAGUUGGUCUCUGCAAGCCUUAGUCUGUCUAACUGUGGUUUUGCUUUUGAUCCAGGUGGUACCUGCUAUGGCUGAGGGAGACGGCCUCAUUUCAGUGGAUUAUCAAGUGUUUGGGAAAGUCCAAGGAGUGUUUUUCCGCAAAUACACACAGGCUCAAGGGAAAAAGUUAGGUGUAGUUGGCUGGGUCCAGAAUACGGACUAUGGCACUGUGCAAGGACAGAUCCAAGGCCCUGCUUUCAAAGUACGUCAGCUUCAAGAAUGGCUUCGGAAGACGGGAAGUCCCAAGUCCAGCAUUGAAAAAGCAGAUUUCCGUAAUGAGAAGAAAAUAACCAAGUUAGAACAUAAUGACUUUUACAUUGUAAAAUAAUUAAAGAACAUUAAAUAUAUGAGAAAGCAUGAAACCCCAUUUUCUUUUGCUAUUAGCUGUAACAUUCAGAGAUUGCUUUAGUGUAGUGCUAUAUAUUUUUGUUACAUUGUUAUUAAGUUGACUGAGCUGAUAUAAAGGCAAAUUUGCUGUCCUGAGGAUGUAAUGUGCUAAUAUUUUUGGUAUUAAUAAAGACAUUGCUUAAAUAUACAUAGCCCCAAUAUAUGUACAAAAAUGAAUUUGAAACACUGGGAGUGAGUCACCUGGGAGGACACAAGAGGGUUGGGAUUUAUUGUCAUGCCAUCUAAAUUAUGGUGUUUUUAUUGUAUACUAUUGUUCAUCCAUGUUCAUAUAUUUAUUGUUUUUAGUUUUGUUUCUGUGUUCUAGUUUCAGGUUCUACGUGAGUGAGUAGUAUGGCAUAUAAAUAAAUGGACGGAGGAAAAAAGAAAAA